GUCUGUUAAGCGGACUUGACUAAACUUCUCAGAGAACAGCAGCACACACACACACACACAUAGCCAGAGGUACAUCUGCCCAACUAGCUGAACGACUGAAGAAUUUAAAGAAAAUCUCUGUCAAGAUGUCAAGCUCAGGAGGUCGGAGACUGAAGCAGUGGCUGAUAGAGCAGAUCCAGAGUGCGCAAUACUCUGGUCUGCAGUGGGAGGAUGAGAGCCGCACCAUGUUCCGAAUCCCAUGGAAACACGCGGGAAAGCAGGAUUACAACCAAGAAGUUGAUGCAUCGAUUUUCAAGGCCUGGGCUGUGUUUAAAGGCAAAUUUAAGGAAGGGGACAAGGCUGAGCCAGCGACUUGGAAGACCAGACUCCGCUGUGCCCUCAAUAAAAGCCCUGACUUUGAGGAGGCGACUGAGAGGUCACAGCUGGACAUUUCUGAGCCCUACAAAGUGUACCGCAUUGUACCCGAAGAAGAGCAAAAGCAUGGGAAAAGCUCAUUGAUGGCCGUGGCAGCUCCGACAGGCUCUGCUGAUUUCACAGACAUGGACUGCAGCCCCGCAGAAAUGGAGGAGCUAAUUAAGGAGGAAGAAGGGUGUGCCAUCCAGGCCAGUCCAGAGUACUGGUCCCAGGGCAGCGUCAAUGCUUUUUCCCAGAUACUGAUCAACUUCUUCUAUGGAGGAAAGCUGAUGCAUAACACGCUGGUAACUCACCCCGAGGGCUGCCGGAUUUCCCCCCAGCAGCACCUGGGUCGUGGUGCGCUCUACAGUUCAGACAGCAUGCAGAGCGUUCACUUUCCCUCCGCUGAGCUCAUCGAGUAUGACCGGCAGCGCUACGUCACACGCAAGCUCCUGGGUCACCUGGAGAGAGGUGUGCUGGUCCGUGCUAACCAGGAGGGCAUCUUCAUCAAAAGACUUUGCCAAAGCCGCGUCUUCUGGACCGGACUGGGAGAAGUGAGCUCCCAAUACAACCCCAUGCCUGGUAAACUGGAGAGGGAUGCUGUCGUCAAGAUUUUUGACACCGGAAGGUUUUUCCAAGCUCUGCAGCUGUACCAGGAGGGUCAGAUUCCUGCUCCUGAUCCCACAGUGACACUUUGUUUUGGAGAGGAGCUCAGUGAUCUCAACAGUGCCAAAGGCAAACUGAUUAUCGUGCAGAUCACCUCUGUCAACUGCCAGCAUUUGCUGGACACCAUGAACAUGCGUCGCUCUCAGCCUUACUGCAACAACGCAAACCUGGAGAUGUGUGACGACGUGGCCACUGACCAGAUGGCUCGCAUCUACCAGGACUUAUGCAGCUACAGUGUACCCCAGAGGCCGGCCUGCUACAGGGAAAACAUGCCCAUCACUGCCUGAGCUGUGAGCAGCAGCAUCUAAAGGGAGCAUGUACCGGACCGAAUGUACGACAUAUCAGGGGCAUUUCAUAUUUAUUUUAUACACCGAUACGUGCACAGAUUAGCGGAAUUCAAACUAAGGAAGAUAAGGAAGUCCUCAUCUUUUCCGCAACAGUAAGAUUUUUCAACCAAAGUUCGAAAGUAAAUGGACCCCAGUGUACUCUAUGUAACGUCUUUAAUUGUAUCCAUGCAAAGCUAACACCAAAAUGUGUUUAAGCUCAGUUAUACGUUGUAAGAAGGUGUUCAUUUAUUUAGACAAAUCAGCCCAAAUACUUUGUACAUAGAAAACCCAGAUGGCAGGCCUACAGCGCAAACAGUUUAGCUCUUCAAACGGGAUUUUACUUCAUCAGCAUUUUUUGGUUUUUGUUUCUGCAGCUGAGAUGAUUCAUUUUGUGACAACCAUCUGAUUUAACUCAACAGAGGGGACUUUUUUUAUAGCAUAUUCUAUUUCUUGCAGAAAAUGAAAAUAUUUUUUAUACGUUGACAGAAAUGACAUUUCUGAAAAUCUAGAUGCAGUGUGGCAUUAAAGUACAGAUAGGUUUUACUAUCAGACUAUUUUUACAUUUAGAGCUCUAUUUCUUCUUUUUCUUUUUGUAAACUUCUUUUCUAAAUAAAACUUUCUACUGAA
Molecule: messenger RNA, 2012 nt
Organism: Menidia menidia (Atlantic silverside)
Lineage: Eukaryota; Metazoa; Chordata; Actinopteri; Atheriniformes; Atherinopsidae
Source: the annotation of a GenBank genome assembly